UCCGGUUUUAAUCGUUUCCAGUUUACUUUUAAACAUCGACAAGUGCGGACUACAAAUAAUCUCAUGUAAAAAGAAUGUAACAAGCAUUGAAUUCAUGGUUACAUUAAUGUUUGAAAAUAAUCGUUAAUUAAAGAAUUUUUAUUUUUCCAAAGGUUUUAAAGGGACCAAUAUUCUUUAAAAAAAAAUCGAGCAAUAAUGUCGAGUCAUGUGAGAAAAGUUAUAGCCAAUAAGGAAAUGAGAGAUUAUUUCAUGAGUACUCAUUUUUGGGGACCAGUAUUCAAUUGGAUGAUUCCAAUAUCGACAAUUGGUGACAUUCAAAGGGAUCCAAAAUAUAUAAGCGGAAAAAUGACAUUAGCACUUUCCUGUUAUUCAAUGGCUUUUAUGAGGUUUUCCAUCAAAGUAAAACCCAGAAAUUUAUUACUCUUUUCGUGUCAUAUAGUUAAUUUUGGAGCUCAACUAACACAAGGAUAUCGAUUUUUAAAAUAUCAACAAACACUAAAAAAGCAAAAUAUUGUUUAAUCAUUGCUAUUAAUUUAUAUAAUUAUAUUCAAUUCUAUUGAAAAACAAAACCGAUUUUUUCGUUAAUUGAAAAUUGUACAAAGACUGAAUCAAAUAUAUUGUUUAAUAAAGUGACAUAAAAAAUUAA
This is a messenger RNA of Leptopilina boulardi, 646 nucleotides long. Its product is annotated as mitochondrial pyruvate carrier 1-like. Gene Ontology annotation, biological process: pyruvate import into mitochondria. Bases 196 to 519 code for a protein of 107 amino acids. The transcript has 4 exons. Lineage: Eukaryota; Metazoa; Arthropoda; Insecta; Hymenoptera; Figitidae. Gene Ontology annotation, cellular component: mitochondrial inner membrane. The record is from RefSeq and is a predicted model, not a curated record.